This is a messenger RNA of Onychostoma macrolepis, 1132 nucleotides long. It is a transcript of the gene rgs1, whose product is annotated as regulator of G protein signaling 1. The transcript is spliced from 5 exons. The record is from RefSeq and is a predicted model, not a curated record. NCBI's taxonomy places the organism in Eukaryota, Metazoa, Chordata, Actinopteri, Cypriniformes, Cyprinidae. Bases 65 to 571 code for a protein of 168 amino acids.
CCUAGACCAUCACACAGGCAGGUGUUGCUGUGGUACCAACCAGUUCCGGGACAGGCUGCACCAGAUGCAUACCCUCCAGAGCUACACAGAGUCAGAGAGUGAAGGAGACUCCAUGCAGAGGACACUGCUGUCAGAGAUGGCCAUAAAAUUUUGUUGCUUUUCUCAGGAACCCGUUGAUGAUGUGGACUGUUGGGGCGAGUCCAUCGAGAAGCUUCUGUCCUGUAAAACGGGACAGAUGGCUUUCCAGGACUUCCUAAAGUCGGAAUACAGUGAGGAAAAUAUUCUGUUCUGGCUGGCAUGUGAGGAAUACAAAAAGAUCACGAGCGCACCAGAGAUGAUCAGCAGGGCAAACCAAAUCUACACUGAGUUUGUGCAAACGGAAGCACCCAGACAGGUCAACAUCGACUCUGGGACUCGCACAAAUAUUACAAAUAACAUCUCGGAGCCAACCCUGAACUCGUUUGAUACGGCGCAGAAGAUGAUCUUCAGUCUAAUGGCGAGAGACUGCUAUCCCAGGUUCCUGAAGUCUGACAUCUACCAGUCCAUUCUGCAAAAUCAUGGAAAGAGAUGACUUCAUAAUGACUAAUGAUUAAUGUACAUCAAGUUUAACUAUUGCCAGUAAGUUUUUUUUUUUUUUUUAGUUUUGGACUGAAAUAGCUCAUCAUUUUUCAUCAUUAUGUUGGCAUAUAACGUUUUUUCAAGGAAAAACCUGUUUACAGUGUCACAUUAGGAUCAUCUAUUCUGAUUUGAUAUUUCAUGCAUGCAAAUUCAUGCAUCAAAAAAUCAUUCCAUGUGGGAUUAAAAGGAUCUGUUAUGUGCCUGAACGAAUUCAGCAAUUUCCUGGUUAUCAGCAUACUGUUGAGAAUUCAAGAAUAAUACGAAAAUGAGAAUUUGAAUACUGCCUUUUAAACACAACUUGUACAGCCAAUUCCACUACAGUUCAUUUCUAUAAUAGUGCAACCUAUCGGUCAGACAUUUUUUUAGUUCAAGUUACUAUAAUGAUGAUGAUGUAAAAUUUUUUUAUUCAAAACAUUAUUGCUUAGGUUUUCUUAUGAUUGAUGUUAUGAUCGUCAGGAGGAAAUUUGUAAAAUGAUUUUAAAGGACCAUUUAAAUAUGACCACUUUUAUGCAGC